CGGCCAGCCAAGCGGCGAAAGGUCCGCAAGGGCACUCGGUCUUGCUGGGAAUGCAAGCGGCGCAAGAUCAGGUGCAUUUUCGAAUCCCUGGGCCAUGACGUCUGUCUCGGAUGCCAGCGACGCCGCGCGCCUUGUGUCAGCCAGGAUUUGCCCGAAGAGCUGGCUCCGGAAAAAAAGGGCAACCGCCAUCUCGGCGAGCGCAUUGCACGGGUCGAGGAGCUCAUGAAAGAUCUUCUUGCCAGCAACGAGGCCGGCGUAGCCGUAGCCCAUGCCAGCAGCACUAGUGGCCCCGAGGCAGAAGCAGAGGGCUUACGGCAACACCGGCAGCACCGGCUAUCAGAGUCGGACGCCUCGACAGCUCGCUCCGAGAAUUCAGCCACCCCGACAAACGAAGCCCCUGUCACGUAUACAGAGAGCCUUGAAGACACCGGGACGGCCUCAUCACUUGAACCCGACCCGUACGCUGUCUUGAGAUCAGACCUGCCAGAUACCAAAACAGCGCGCGAACACUUGCUUGCGGCUCUUCCUUGCCAAAACGACGCCGACUGCAUAAUCAGAGAGAGCACCAGGAUGCCCAUUUAUACCCAGUUAGCUCUCACACAGCCGCAUAGCAGACUGACACGCGAGGAGCUCGCAGAAGCGCGUUGCGAAGUUAGACUCCCUCCCCGGAAUAGCCACCCGGUCCUGCUGGCCAAAUCCAUGCUCAUGCUCGCCCUCACGCUCCAGAGCCCGAGAAGCAAAAGGCUCGUUGGCCUGUCCGAACCCCCAGACACAAUAAUGCGUCGUUUGGUGGCGGCUGCAACGACAUGGGUGACCACCAAGGCGGAGAUGCAGGGCACCGUCGAGAGCCUGGUUUGCGUUCUUCUCGAGGGUGCCUUUGAGACAAACUGCGGCAAUCUUCGGCGGGCAUGGGCAGUCUACCGCCGAGCCAUGACGUUCGCCCAAAUGAUAGACCUCCAGCGCCCUCUCAAAUGUCUCGACCCGGCGACCGAUGCCAAACCACAGGCAAUGUGGUUCCGCAUCGUUUACAUGGACCGCCAUCUCAGCCUGCUGCUCGGUCUUCCUCAGGGGUCGUCGGACACGAACAUGGCGAACCUGGCGGUCUUGCAGGGAGAGCCGCCGCUGGGAAAGUUUGACCGCCUUCUCACGCUCGCCGCAUGCCACAUACUCGAGCGCAACGAGCGCCCCUUUACCCCGGAUGACCUCAAGACAACCCAGUCCAUCGACUCCAAGCUGCUGGGGGUGUCGAAGGGCGUGCCGGCGAGCUUUUGGCGGCCCGUGACCUUCCAGGGUCUCGUCGUGGGGCAGCCCGACACCUUCCUGGAGACGUUGCGCCUGGAGUCCCAGGUGUGCUACUUUGGCCUGCUGAUCCAGCUGCACCUACCUCACAUUGUGCCCGCCGACCGCAGCAGAGACAACGUGACGCCCGACAACGAGUACUCCAAGAUGACGUGCGUCAGUGCCAGCCGCGAGGUCCUGGCGCGCUUUAUCGCUCACCGGAGCUUCAACCCGGCGUCGUCGUGCUCACGGCCCGUCGACUUCUUCGCGCUGCUGGCGGCCAUGACGCUGCUGGUGGUCCACCUCGACGCCCAAUUCCGCCGGGAAGCGGUCAACGUGCUCGCCCACCAGCGCCUGAGCGACCGCGCCAUGCUCGGCCAGGCCCUCGAGUGUAUGGAGUCCAUGCGCGACGCUAACGGCGACGCCGUGGCGGACGACAGCGCCGAGCUGGUCCGCCGGCUACUCGCCAUCGAGGCCGACGCCGCCGGGGUGCAAGACGAGCGAACAAGUGCAGGCAGCAGAGAGCUGCGCCUACGCGUUCCCCGUCUCGGCAUCAUCACGAUUACGCGGCAGGGCCCG
This is a messenger RNA of Lasiosphaeria miniovina, 1857 nucleotides long. RefSeq lists its product as uncharacterized. Gene Ontology annotation, molecular function: zinc ion binding; DNA binding; DNA-binding transcription factor activity, RNA polymerase II-specific. The record is from RefSeq and is a predicted model, not a curated record. NCBI's taxonomy places the organism in Eukaryota, Fungi, Ascomycota, Sordariomycetes, Sordariales, Lasiosphaeriaceae. The annotation marks the transcript as partial. The transcript has 2 exons. Gene Ontology annotation, biological process: regulation of DNA-templated transcription; DNA-templated transcription.